UCAAAAUCACCUCAACACUGCACUGCACACAGUACGCGGCAGCCAUAGCCAUGAGGACCAUCAGCCUCCUCCUCCUCGCCGCGGCGGUCGCCAUCGUCGCCGCCGUCUGCGCCGCUCCCGCCGCGGCGGCGAUCGCCGGAGGCUGGACUCCGAUCAACGACAUCGACGACUGGCAAAUCCAGGGGCUCGGCAGGUGGGCGGUCUCGGAGAACAACCGGCGGUCGCCGAGCGGCGACGCGCUCACGUUCCUUGCGGUCACCGGCGGCGAGCAGCAGGUGGUGGCCGGCGUGAACUACCGCCUCGACAUCGACGCGUCGUCGAGCCGCGACGGCAUCGGCGGCAGCUACAAGGCGGUUUUGUUCGAGGGCUUGGGCGGCAACACGCGCAGGCUCAUUUCGUUCGAGAAGAACCACAGCUGAGCCGCGCCGCAAGAAUUGCUUUUUUUUUAUGUAAUCCAUGAUCCAUCAUCCAUGUCACUCCCAUUUUCACAUCAAUAAGAGGCAUUUUUUUUCUUCCUUUUCGUUACGGUAAAACUUUUUUUGCAAUUACAAAUUUAUCAUCGGUAAGAACGUUAUUGUAAUGUAUAACUAAAAAUUAUAAAA
Molecule: messenger RNA, 602 nt
Organism: Oryza brachyantha (malo sina)
Lineage: Eukaryota; Viridiplantae; Streptophyta; Magnoliopsida; Poales; Poaceae
Product: cysteine proteinase inhibitor 6-like
Exons: 1
Coding region: 51-419 (122 amino acids)
Molecular function (GO): cysteine-type endopeptidase inhibitor activity
Source: RefSeq, a predicted model, not a curated record